This is a messenger RNA of Corythoichthys intestinalis (scribbled pipefish), 743 nucleotides long. Its product is annotated as P2X purinoceptor 7-like. The coding region runs from base 228 to 653 and encodes 141 amino acids. NCBI's taxonomy places the organism in Eukaryota, Metazoa, Chordata, Actinopteri, Syngnathiformes, Syngnathidae. The record is from RefSeq and is a predicted model, not a curated record. The transcript is spliced from 3 exons.
UGAACGAUUUGUUUGAACGAAUCUUUCUACUGAACGAACCGGAAUGGAUUCGUUUACUCAAGUGAACGACAGAUCCCGUCACUAUCUUGAUGUAGUUUUACUCAGAGCCGUGGAAAACAGAGUUGCAACAUCCCCAUAGGGAUCCAUUAUACGAUUUUACUUCCGGGUAGCGGAGCCUCGGGUAGUUCCAAACAUCGCUUCGAAGAGGGCAGACCGCAUUCAUAUGAAUGGCUGGUUGGAAGCAUAUUCGGAGGUGCACAUGUUCCAACUGUGUGGCCAUGGGCACUCAGAUCGAGAGUCGCUGCUGCAUGGAGAGACCUCAGAUCCUCACGAAGAUGGAAGAGUAUCGGGACCAGACAGAUUCAGCAUUGUCCUGCAUGACAGAGCACCCUGGAUUUACUGCUAACUGUCUGAACCAGUGGGUACUUGAGGUGGCGUACCUGCAGUACAAACAACAGUACAAGGAAACACUGGAACUUGCACAAAAUGAGAUAUACAGACACACAGCUUAUUGGCAGCUGGUCAGAUGGUGUUGGGGAAUCAUUGGACGUAAUAACAGAGUGACGUUACAUUCAUGCUGUGUGAGCAAAAUAAGAAACACCUUCCCAAAUGUAGAGGGAGUGUACACAGGCUUUAGGAUGCCAGUUUUGUGAAAUCACAUUUUGUAAAUUGUACAAGAAAAACUACAUGUAUAUUAGAAAUUACAAUGUGAAGGACAACCUGUCAUUGAUUCAAAUAAUAAU